AUGCCUCUAGACACCAAAUUUGCAAACUAUAUUCACACCAAGGCUCAAAAUGAAAGAUACCUCGAAUCGGAUGUUACACAACGUGAGGAAUCCAAAGCACGUCAAGAAACUAUGCAAAAACAUUUCAGUCAUCUUCUUUCUCAGCUUCGUCACUGUUGGUUCAUCCUCUAUAUAUCAUCGCUGCUUCAGGUCUCCUUUUCUUCCUGUAGGCAGAGGCAUUAUGUUGUUCUCUCUGAACUUCCAGAAGGAUCUUCGUCUCUUUCAUCAAUUCAUGGCCAUAGUUCACUAACUCAUGGUCAUGAUUCAUCAACUCAAGAUCAUAGAUAUGAUGUAUUUUUAAGUUUUAGAGGUGUUGACACUCGUCUUAGUUUUACUAAUUAUCUUUAUGAGGCCCUUAUUGAUGCAAACAUCACUACCUUCUUGGAUGAUGAAGAGAUUGAAACAGGGGAAGAUCUGAAACCAGAAUUGGAAAGUGCAAUUAAGGCAUCUCGGGCUUCUAUUAUCAUCUUGUCUAAGAAUUACGCUUCUUCAACAUGGUGCCUCGAUGAAUUGGUGCUGAUCCUUGAGCAGCGUGUGACAUCAAACCAUAUUGUCAUGCCCAUCUUUUAUCAUGUGGAGCCCACCCAUGUUAGGAAACAACAAAGUAGCUUUGGAGAUGCAAUGUCUAAGCAUAAACAGAAAAUGGAUGAAGAGACAGAUGAAAGUAAAAAAAGUCAAUGGGCUCAAAAGAUAGAGAGAUGGAAUAAAGCACUUAUCGAAGUUGCUAAUUUAAAAGGAAAUGACGUAAAUGGCAGGUUUGAGACGAAGUUUAUUGAAGAAAUUAUAAAGGACAUCUACCGUAGAUUACAUGUACCCUUACAGAGUGUUCGACCAAUACUUAUUGGUAUGGACUAUUCCAUUAACUUCAUCACCUCAUGGUUGAAAGAUGGAUCCUCACACACGGCAGACAUACUCACUAUUUAUGGUAUAGGAGGGAUCGGUAAGACAUCUUUAGCAAAACACGUCUAUGAGAUAUAUUCUCGUGAAUUCCACAAAUGCAGUUGUAUUGAAGAUAUCAGUAGGAUAUGUGAUGGAAAGUUUAAUGGGUUGCUUGAUUUACAAGAACAACUAUGCAAUGACAUUUCAAAAGCAAGUUCAAUUAAAGUUCAUGAUGUUUCAAUAUAUACCUCAAAGAUAGAGAAUGCAUUGGCCCGUAAAAGGGUGUUUCUUGUUCUUGAUGAUAUUAGUAAUCUUGUUCAGUUGGAUGCAUUACUUGGAAGCAAAGGUUUUCAUCCUGGAAGCAAAGUUAUAAUAACAACAAAGGACAGAUGGCUGACAGAGAGUUGUGCACUAUUCAAAACAAACAUUAAACCCAAGCAUGUAGAACACUUCCUUGAAGGAUUACAUGAGAGUGAAUCACGACAACUUUUGUUUUCACAUGCAUUCACUUGUAACCAUCCCAAGGCAGGUUAUGAAGAGGUUUUCGAUAAGCUUGUGAAGUAUUGUCAGGGACAUCCAUUGGCUCUUGAAGUUUUGGGCAAGUCUCUGCAUAAUCGGGAUAUGGCUUACUGGGAAGGGUUCAUUGAAGGGCUAAAGAAAGAAGUUAGUUCCCCUGUAAAUAAUGUCUUGAGAAUGAGUUUCGAUUCUUUGCCAUCUAAAAACGAUAAGGACUUGUUUAAGCAUAUUGCUUGUUUUUUUGUUGGAAUAGAUAGAUAUGUUAGCGAAACAAUAUUAGAGGCAUGUGAUAUAAACACAAGAUCCGGAAUUACGAAUCUCAUUGAUAAAUGUCUUCUUAGUAUUGGAUGGAAUAAUGAAUUGAAGAUGCAUCAAUUGGUUCAAGAGAUGGGAAGAUUUGAAGUAGGUCAAGAGUCACCUAACAAGCCAUGGAAGAGAAGUCAAUUAUGGUGUCAUAAGGAGUCAUUUAGAGUGUUGAAACAAAAAAAGGGUAAGGGAAAUCUUCUAGGCCUUUCCCUUGACAUGCGCAUGCUUGAGAAAGAGAAGUUGGGAGCAUCAUAUGAGCUUAAAACAGAUGCAUUGAGUAACAUGGAUAAUCUUAUGCUACUACAACUCAAUUAUGUGCACAUGCAUGGGUCUUAUGAGAACUUUCCAGGGGAAUUAAGAUGCCUGUGUAUGCAUGGGUUUCCUUUAAUGUCUAUACCUUUAAACUUACCUAUAGAGAAUCUUGUUGCUCUUGACAUGUCAUAUAGCAAUAUUGAAUCAUUUGUCAGUUGUUAUAGUAAUCCACAACGACUUGAGAAGAGGAAAAAGUUGGAUGGAUUCUUCUUCAAAGAGAAAAUGUUAUUUGGUUCACUGAAGAUUCUUAAUUUAAGUUACUGCAAACAACUUCAUAGUGUUGGUGAUUUUGAUCAACUCCCUGCGCUUGAGAUGUUGAUGCUUAGAAAUUGCAUUGGUUUGCUUGAUGUUUGUGAAUCAAUUGGGCAUUGUGUUAAACUUGUUCUAGUUGAUCUGAGCUACUGCAAGAAGCUUGAAAAACUUCCAAGAAUUAUAGGCAUGUUAAAGAAGGUUAAAACAAUGUUGUUAGAUGGCUGUAAUCUUGGUGAAUCUCGAAUCAAGAAUAUGGAUAUGGAUUUAUUGGAUACUUGCACUGUUAACAACAUUGGUAUAAACAGAAGAACCUCUUUCUAUGCCUUUAUGGGUGUUAUACCACAUGAUUUGAAGUCCAUUGCAAUGUCUUUACCAAGGUCUUUAGUAAGUUUGUCACUUGCAAAGAACAAGUUGUCUAAUGAAUCCUUUCCCAUGGACUUUAGUUGCCUAUCCAUGUUAAAGGAGUUAUAUUUAGAUGGCAAUCCUAUCAAUUCCAUGCCCAAUUGUGUGAGAUCUCUUCCUAGACUUGAGAUACUUAGUAUGGGGAAGUGUAAAAAAUUGAAGUCAGUUGAGUAUCCUCCACGUACACUAAGAGAGUUGUUUAUUAAUCCUGAUCAUGUUUUGUAUCGUAUAGAAAAAGUUGUAUUUGAUCCUGAAAUGUCCCCACUCCAGUUAUCAAUAAGAUGGAUAGGUUACGCAUCUUGGAUAGUUCACGCACUUGGUUCUUAUGAAAUUGAAGGCUUGGUGAAAAUCCAAGCAAUGGUGAGUGUUGAGGAAAAGGUAUUACAUAGCUUGGGCUGGAGUAAUUUAGACUUCCUUAACGAAAGAUGCAUGGUAACUAAUUCUUCAGAAUCUGAAAUUAAGGUGAUGAUUUAUGAAUUUGGAAUAUUUAGCACAAGGUAUGAGGCAGAGGAGAUGCCGAGUUGGUUUAGGCAUAGAAGCUUGGGGUCAUCAAUAUCAUUUACCAUCCCAUCAUUAUCUCCAAACAACCUCCUUAUAGGACUCAACUUCUGCUCUGUGCAGACAAGGCAAGUUUUGGAUGAGCUGCCUCCAUUCAACCUUACGCCAAUGAUCACAAUUAGUAAUAUAACAAAGAACUACAUAUGGAUGUACGAACGUUACAGGGAUGAAUUUAGUCCAAAUCAAAAUUAUAGGGUGGUGUUAAGUCAUUGGAUGUUUGGGAUGAAUGAGAUGGAAGGAGGUGACCUGGUUACCAUUACUGUUACAAAUCUAGAUAAUGAAGUUGUAAAGGAGUGUGGGGUGAGUCUUGUGUAUGAUGAAGGGGAAGAAAAAAAAGAAGAAGAUGCAUUGGGUUAUUACAAGUCAUGGAAUCACAUAAUUGGUGGAGAUCUCUCUCCUUUUCAAACAACAACAGGACAAUACCUCCUAAACAACAAGCGAUUUUUUUAUUAUGGGAUUAUUUUGUAUCCAUAUCAUCGUCAAUUCGUUCCGGAUGGCCCAAACUUUCAAGCACAAAAGGAAAAGUGUUGGUUUAGAGCUUUAUCCCCCAGGAAGAGGAAACCUAACAUACUUGGUCAUGGUCGUGCAUCUGAGGGCGAGGGGGAAUCUUCUAGGUCCCACACUUCAAAUGAAAAUGCUUGAGAAGGAGAUGUUGAAUUACUGUCUGAAUUUGAAACUCAGUGAGUUAUAUCCUAAUUUUUUCUGGAAGAAUUAAGUUGGUUUGCUUGUUGUCACCUCUAGUAAUGAUUUAUCUUUUUCUGUUUUUGUUUUGAUAGUUGUAUCUUUGAAUGCCAAAAACAGGGGAAAACAAUAUGAAUGGUUUUUUAGUUAGUUAAUACCAUAUGUAAGGAAUAUGAUAUAAG
This is a messenger RNA of Lactuca saligna, 4127 nucleotides long. NCBI's taxonomy places the organism in Eukaryota, Viridiplantae, Streptophyta, Magnoliopsida, Asterales, Asteraceae. The record is from the annotation of a GenBank genome assembly.